AUGUGUUGCCUAACUAUCCCCUUGCAUUUCGGAUGCUCCUUUGUACAAACUCUAUGUGAAGAGGACGAGUUCUGCUUCGAUGACGGCCUGUUCGGGCGGUGUGAGAGUGCGACCCAGCUGGAGAAAGACCUGUGGCGGCCCAUGCUGGAGCUCGGUGACGCCAAGCUCCUCGAGUCCGAGCUGGAGCGCCUGUGGGCCCAGGGCUACCGCUGGCGACACGUGUACAGCCAGUGCGUGGUCCGAUCGGCGCUCGCCUCCAUUCGCCACAGGCGCCUCUACGACCCGGGUUUCUGCGCGCGCACGCUGCGCAGCACGCUGCCCAUCGUCUCUGACGAGAUAGCCAUGGAGCUGGAUCACCUCAGUCCUGACGACAUAGCAUUUAUCAAGUUUACGCCGAACAUGGCCCUGAGAGAAGGCGUGCCUCCCACGUUUGCGGACGAGGUCUUCUUUCCUCCUCUGGAGAUUCCGGCCGCUCAAAGCUCCCAGCUCUCCUCUGGCGAGGUUGUGGGCGAACGUGACGACACUGCUGAUACCGAGGCCGCCGCUGCAUCCCUGUCCGCCCUCAAGGAAGCGCUCAAGGCGAGAGCCGCCAAGAGGCGCUAUCAGGUCAGUGGGGGAUACAAGGACGACUCCAACGAAACAGGCAGGGGAGGCCACUCCGAAGAAGGCGAGGAGGUGAUCGGAGUUCUUGACUACCUCCGCCAGAUGGCACGAGACACCGCCUCUUUGAUGGACGAGAACGCGGACCGUUAUGAUGUCUUCACUCCACCCGAUGUUCCCGUAGUCGAGACGCAACUGUCGUCGGACCUGGACCAGAAGCCCAUUUUUACGGAGGGCGGAAUUGAGUGGAUUCCCGUCUCCGGCGAAAACGACGACCUCUCGCGGGGUCCACCCCAGACGGCGGAGGGCGGCUCUACAGCGGAGGUUCCCGGAGACUCCCGCGACUCGAGCUCGUCCCUGGUUUCGGGCGACGCGUCGGAGGCUUCGGAUCUUGAGCAGCAGCAACAGCAGCUGCCGGCGCCCUGGGAACCGGAACGACAGGGGUGGAAGGGAAGCGGCGACAAUUCUCUCAGAAUGGGCUGGAUGGACUUCCCCAAGGACCAGCCGUACCGACCGGACGACGAGGACGAAGUCCUGGACAUCGGUCUGCGGCAGGACCCGGCUUUCAGGAGGCCUAUGCGCUAUGACACCAAGAAGCCCGGUCCCACCUACUUCUUUCACGAGCCGGACUCUUCGGAAACCUCCAACGAGAACGAGCAGAAUGCACGUCGAGCGAUGCUGCGACAGCAGAAGCUACGCGCAGGAGCCAGGUACGGAGUGGAAGAAGACGUCGACCAGGAGGACGCUGUACUGGACCACCUCAAGGAAGUUGGGCAAGCGAAUGGCAAGCGGCACGGGCUGCCCGUUCCAGGCGGGGAAAGCCUCGACCCCAGCCGCCGGGGUUCCCAGGAAGUGGGGCCGACUCCCGAUGAUCUCUACACCGCCGUCGACGCCUCGGACGCCUUCGUGGUCGUCGAUGAAGGAGCUCUGACCCCAGAGGAUGGAGACAAACUGGUAUCCGGUCUUCAGCGAGCGCUUUUCUUACCUUCGGGGACGCUUUCAAACAUUCGCGUGGAUGGAAGCCGAGUCAUCUUCAAAGUGAACCCGAAUUCGCAGAACUUCAACGCCUCGACCGUCGCCGCCAAAGCAGAGAGCCUGACUGAUGUGUUACGACAAAAAGCCAACCUGACCAUCGUGGCUGCGGGAGUCGCCGGCGAGCUCGCUCAGCUGGAGCUGGUCCGUCGUCCCGGCGAUGGUCGAAUGCUGGUGGCCACGCUGGUCGCCUGUGGCACCGUGCUGGCGCUCGUGGUGGCCGGGUCCGUGGCGUACCUGGUGCGACGCUCCAGCCUCCGCUCCAAGGAGAAGCUCCAGGGACUCGCCCAGCCGGACACCGAACCCAGCCAGGACUACCAGGACCUGUGUCGUCAGAGAAUGGCGGCCAAGAGCCACGAGAAGGCCGAGACCAUCCACGUGGCCCAGUCGCCCAAGCGGGUGAGCAGUCUGUCCCAGAGCGAACCAUCCCAGCCUGGAUCCAGGUCCUCCACUUCGUCCUGGAGUGAAGAACCAGUUACGUCUAAUCUGGACGUCUCUACAGGACACAUGAUCCUCUCGUACAUGGAAGACCACCUCAAGUGCAAAGACCGCCUGGCCCGCGAAUGGGAAGCCCUGUGCGCGUACGAAGCCGACCCCUGCGCCACGACCGCUGCCUCGCUGGCCGCUAACAUGAAGAAGAACAGAUACCCGGACGUCUUGCCUUAUGACCACUCCAGGGUGAUCCUCAACGAUGUGUCCAACAUGAACAGCUCCGAUUAUAUCAACGCUAGCACAAUCACCGAUCACGACCCACGCAACCCGGCUUACAUCGCCAGUCAAGGCCCUCUACCGCACACCACCGCUGACUUCUGGCAGAUGAUAUGGGAGCAAGGCAGCGUGGUGAUCGUCAUGCUGAGCAGACUCAUGGAAAACGGCGUGGCAAUGUGCCACCGCUACUGGCCUGAGGAAGGCAGCGAGGUUUACCACACCUACGAGGUGCACCUGGUGUCGGAGCACAUCUGGUGCGACGACUACCUGGUCCGCAGCUUCUAUCUCAAGAACCUCAAGACGAGCGAGACCCGUACAGUGACGCAGUUCCACUUCCUGUCGUGGCCAGACAACGGUAUCCCGGCUUCCAUCAAAGCCAUCCUCGAGUUCAGAAGGAAAGUCAACAAGUCCUACCGCGGACGGUCCUGCCCCAUCGUCGUGCACUGCAGGUGUAAACAUUACACACCAGAUGGCGCCACGAUACGUUCAAAGCUCGAUAUGGCGAACGCAGCGAUGAAGGUGCAGGAUUUGAAAAGGGUGCUGAAGGCACGGGGCCUCUCCACCGCUGGCAACAAGAGUGAACUCGUGGAACGCCUACAAACAAUUGGGGAUGCUCCCAAGGACAUUCCGCAGGAUCUGCAUGGUGUCAUUUCCAGUCUGGAGUCCCCGGGCAGCCGCAACAUGAUGGCGAAGGAAGACGAGGUGACUUCCGAAAACAACGAUAUCACGGCAACUCCUACGGCUACACUGCCCGAUGCCCAACGUAACCUUCAGUCUCAGGAGCUCCCGGGCAGCUUUGAGGCGGCGACCGAAGAUGGAGGGAGUCUCCCGAUGACAGCCAAAGUCGACACGGAAGAGGCCAGGCCGGACGGACUGCAGUGCCAUACCCCCGUGCAGUUUCCAGAAACCAACACGCUCCCGGACUCCGGACCUACUGCCAAAGAAAGUCUGUACGAACACAAGGACAGAGGUACAGAUAAGAACCGGCUUCACCCGUCUGCGUCGACCUACGACCUGGCAGUAAAAGAGAUGACCCAGAAGGCCAACAAAGAUAACAUGUCAUCGUCAGACAGGGGGCUUGUGAGCAAGGGGUUGACAGGGGAGCGCGCAGGCUAUAACUGCAGUGUUUGCACCUCACUCGAGUGUGCACAAACAUCGCAGCAAACUAGGCUUGAAGAGCUCGGAAGUCAAAUGAGCGAACUGACCAAUCGUCUACAACACGCUGAUGCAGAGAGGAAAAAAUUUGACCAGAUGGCUCAGCGGCUGAAGAGGCUUGAAAAUAUGUGGCAAGAAAGGUUGGAAAGCAAGGAAGCACUGCUGAGUUUGAUGGCCCGAUGCGAGGGACUCGAAACAAGGCUCAACAGGUUGCUGAAUGAUCAGUUAGCAGACCUGCAUGUGGCGUCACAAGAAGACACCUGCGACGACCAGGGGGUACUCUCUACCUCGACGCAUAAAACGCAGGCGUCCCAGACAGAUCUACUGGGUAUUAGGGGCGUGGAGAAAGCAAAUGAAGCUCAAGAAGCCGAGAGCAACAAGACAAGCGUGGAUGACACGUGCCCAAAGUGUGCCUCAGGCGUCAAUAGAGCUGAUGGUAGUAAGGAGAGACUAGGACGACAGUCACUCCUGUGUCCCCCAGAUAACAACAGGGAGACGUGCAGAACCUUAAUGAGCCAUGAAAAAUCCACCCAGCGAUUCGUACGACCACCCUGGGGCGUAAAACGGGAGGUUUUAAUUGCUGGAGUCCAUAAUGUAGGGCAAUUUGCACAGACUCUUCAUGGAGAGAUGACAGAUGACCAAAGGUUUGAAAUACUGAUGAACAGAAAGGCGACUGUGGCAACAGUUCAUGCACUGAUCGCAGAGUAUGAAGGACAGGCGAGGAGAAUUCCUAGGAUGUACAUCCUACAUGUUGGGAUGAACGACCUUUUGCAAGGACACCAACCGGAUGCAAUUGAGGAGUGCCUAGAAAACAAGUGGAGAACGAGAAAAGGUGCCCUGGUGGUUUGCUCUAUCCCCGAAGUUACGAGCAGAGGCAAGGAGAUGCAGGCAGCAGCUAUGCUGUUAAAAUGCCAGGCUCAAAAAAAUGUGCAAAAAAAUACGAGCCAAAUAUGUGGACCUAACUCGGGACCUAGCGAUCACAGCCACAAUGAAGAAGGACGGGCUGCAUUACAAUAA
Molecule: messenger RNA, 4512 nt
Organism: Ixodes scapularis (black-legged tick)
Lineage: Eukaryota; Metazoa; Arthropoda; Arachnida; Ixodida; Ixodidae
Gene: IA-2
Product: receptor-type tyrosine-protein phosphatase N2
Exons: 24
Coding region: 1-4512 (1503 amino acids)
Biological process (GO): protein dephosphorylation
Cellular component (GO): secretory granule
Molecular function (GO): protein tyrosine phosphatase activity
Source: RefSeq, a predicted model, not a curated record